UGGCAGGCCGACUUGACGUAAACCGAAGACCGACCGACGACAACAAAGUCAACGACGACGACGACCGCUGCUGUGUAGUCUACGCGACCCGCGCGCGAUUUAAAACGCUCUUAGACCACGCACCAAAAAACGCUUGCGCGCGCUGCUCAGAACGCCUCCUGGCAAAACAGUAAACGGACCAAUUGUGUGCGUGUGUAUUAAACUUACAAAAAUUAGCAGUUACAGUUACAGUUAUAUAUAUUUUUUUCGUGUGAUUUGUGUGUGUUUAUUGUGAACUCCGCCAUGCGACGGUGGCAACUGUUUCUAUUGAGCUUGGGCGCCAUUUCAGCCUUGGCCAAGCCCAACGAUGCGUACCUCAAAAUGUUGGCCAUGCCGCGUGCCGAGGAUCCGUGCUACGACUACGAUAAGGCACGCGCCUGCAUACCGGACUUCGUGAACGCCGCAUACGAUGCGCCCGUCGUGGCCAGCAGCACCUGCGGCGAGCAGCAGCCGCAGCGCUACUGCGAGUAUCAGGAUCAAAGCAGCCGACCCACUGGCCCCACCGACUUGCAGUGCCACAGCUGCGAGGCGAACAGCUUUCCGCCACGCGCCCUCACCGAUCUGAACAACUCCAAUAAUGUGACCUGCUGGCGAUCGGCACCGAUUGCGCCCGGUGGCAGCUAUGCUGGAGGCGGCGGCGGCUCCAGCCACUGGGGCGACAAUGUCACAUUGACCCUGUCCCUGGGCAAGAAGUACGAGCUAACCUAUGUCAGUCUGCAGUUCUGUCCCCGUGCACCACGUCCCGAUUCGCUGGUCAUCUUCAAGAGCUCCGACUACGGCCGCACCUGGCAGCCGUUCCAGUAUUACAGCUCGCAGUGCCGCCGCCUCUUCGGCCGACCCGCUCGCACCACCGUCACCAAGCACAACGAGCACGAGCCACGCUGCAGCGACGCCCAUCGACAUGGCCACGACGGCAAUGGCGGCAGUAGUGGCGUGGCCUCUCGCAUCGCCUUCAGCACGCUGGAGGGUCGGCCCUCGGCCCGUGAUCUGGAUGCGUCGACCGUGCUGCAGGACUGGGUGACAGCCACCGAUAUACGCAUUGUCUUCUAUCGAUUGCAACAGCCCGAUCCUCAAGCGCUGCUCAACAUAGAUGCGCCCGCCGCCGAUCUGCGCACCGGCAAAUACAGCGUUCCGCUGGCCGGCAACAAUAUCGAGUCCAUUGGCGCCGCUGCCUCCGCGCCUGCUGCGGCGGGUCUUCAUUAUGCUGUAUCCGAUUUCUCCGUGGGCGGGCGCUGCAAGUGCAACGGCCACGCCUCCAAGUGCUCGCCGGAUGCCAGCGGCCAGCUGAGCUGCGAGUGUCGUCACAAUACGGACGGACGCGACUGCGAACGCUGCAAGCCCUUCUACUUCGAUCGGCCCUGGGGACGUGCCACAGCACGCGAAGCCAACGAGUGCAAAAAGUGCAAUUGCAAUGAUCAUGCGCGUCAAUGUCGCUUCAAUAUGGACAUCUUUCGCCUAUCGCAGGGCGUCUCUGGCGGCGUCUGUCAGAACUGUCGGCACUCGACAACGGGUCGCAAUUGUCAUCAGUGCAAGGAGGGCUACUAUCGGGAUCCCACCAAGCCACUAGAGCAUCGCAAGGUGUGCAAAGCCUGCGAUUGCCAUCUGAUCGGCUCAUCUGGCAAGAUCUGCAACAGCACAAGCGGUCAAUGUCCGUGCAAGGACGGAGUCACGGGUCUGACCUGCAAUCGCUGCGCCCCCGGCUAUCAGCUAAGUCGCUCCCACAUCGCACCAUGCAUCAAGCAACCCCCGCGCAUGAUCAAUAUGCUGGAUACGCAGAACACGGCGCCGGAACCAAACGAGUCCACUGAAGGCGUUGGCAUGGACAGAGGCGCCAGCCCAGCGGCCGCCCAAUCGCAAUUUUAUCGCACCGAGGGCGGCAGGGUGUGCGAAAAGUGCAAAGUCAUCACCAAAAGAUUAAACCUCAACAAAUUCUGCAAAAGAGACUACGCAAUAAUGGCCAAAGUAAUUGGUCGCGAUACGAGCAGCGAGGCGGCCAGUAUCGAGCGCAGACGCGCAAUGGAUCCGUACGGGGACUACGAAAUGGAUCAACAGCCAAUGGGCGGACCGGAGUACGAGUAUCGGGGGGCGGCAGCAGCAGCAUUGGCUGGCAUCAGCAGCAGCGCCAGCGUUCCGGACUAUCCAAACGACAGCGACACGGCUCGGUUCGAUCUGCAAAUUCAGGCGGUAUUCAAGCGCAGCAGAACCAGCGCCUAUGGAAUGCCGAAUACAAUGCUGAAACGAGGUCCUAUGACCUGGAUCAUACCGAUUAAGAAUUUGGAGUGCCACUGUCCCAGGAUCAAAGUCAACAGAUCGUAUUUGAUUUUGGGGCGGGACUCGGAGGCGCCGCCCGGAUAUCUGGGCAUUGGUCCGCGUUCGAUAGUUAUAGAAUGGAAGCACGAUUGGUAUCGACGAAUGAAGCGCUUCCAGAGGCGGGCGCGCACCUGUGCGUAGAUGAGAUGACCCACCGUCCCCACAUUGCAGUGGCCAUCUUUGUCACAUUAAAUAAUUUGUCUGUCACUUGUCAAUUUCAUUUACCUACCUUCAAGCUAUAUGUAUUUUUUUUUACUAAACAUAUGUGUAGAUCGUAGAGCUUAAAUUUAAGAACUUCAAAUCAAAUCAAAUCAAAUCAAAGCGUCGCAACUCAAGAGAAUUAUUUUUUUUUUGCUGAUUUAUCAGAUUGAAUUAAUGAAAAAAGCUUUGGCAGUUACGCGCCAAACUAUUUAAAAUAUGAAACGUGAGCAGCGUUGCCACCCUCGCAGCAUUGCCAUUGCGUGCAAUAUUUUUCGGCUUAGCAAUGUGUGUAAUACUAUCGCCAUAGAGAAGAGCAGCUCAAAUA
This is a messenger RNA of Drosophila hydei, 2875 nucleotides long. RefSeq names its product netrin-A (gene NetA). The record is from RefSeq and is a predicted model, not a curated record. Lineage: Eukaryota; Metazoa; Arthropoda; Insecta; Diptera; Drosophilidae. The coding region runs from base 283 to 2490 and encodes 735 amino acids. The transcript has 7 exons. Gene Ontology annotation, molecular function: protein binding.